AUGUCCAUCGAAAUAAAAAAAUUUCCAAGAUGGUACUUUGGUGGCCUAGCAGCCGCAUCCGCAGUAUGCGUUACGCAUCCUCUAGAUCUAGUAAAAGUCCACCUACAGACCCACAAAGGCGAACCCAUUACUCUUCGUCAAAUGUUUGUCACUAUAGUUAAAAAUGAAGGGUUUCUGGCUUUAUACAAUGGAAUAUCAGCUUCAAUAUUCCGACAACUGACCUAUUCAACUACCAGGUUUGCUAUUUACGACUACGCUAAAGUGAAUAUAGAUAUGACCAAUUUUACCACAAAAAUGGCAGUAGCAGCAGUUGGCGGAGCCAUAGGAGGUUGGGUGGGAGCUCCUGCAGAUUUGGUUAACGUCAGACUGCAGAACGACAUGAGAAUACCAAAAGACCAAAGAAGAAACUAUAAACACGCCUUCGACGGAUUAUAUCAAGUGAUCAAAACUGAAGGAUUACCCCGACUAUUUACCGGUUCUUCCACAGCUUCAAUGAGAGCUGGUGUUUUAACUGUUGGACAAAUCGCUGUUUACGAUCAGUCUAAAUUUCUCCUUCUACGCUCAGGCAUGUUUCAGGAUAAUGUAGUGACGCACCUCGCUGCUAGUUUUAUAGCAGGAAUAGCGGUUACGAUCAUGACGCAACCUCUGGAUGUAUUGAAAACGAGACUGAUGAAUGCUAAAGAAGGAGAGUUUGCUGGUAUUACGCAGUGUGUUGUAUAUACAAGCAAAGAAGGUCCAUUGGCGUUUUAUAAGGGCACUAUUCCAGCUGCUGUUAGAAAUAUCCCUAAUACUGUCAUUACUUUUAUCAUUUAUGAACAGAUGACGAAAUAUUUCGGAUAUAUUCCUAAGUUUAAAUGA
Molecule: messenger RNA, 858 nt
Organism: Psylliodes chrysocephalus
Lineage: Eukaryota; Metazoa; Arthropoda; Insecta; Coleoptera; Chrysomelidae
Source: the annotation of a GenBank genome assembly